UUCAGUAUUAUUAUUAUAGUUGCCUCUGUAACAUGCAAUUAAAAACAUAUGCGUCUGUAUUUUUUUCACAGUUACAUAUGCAUUUGGAUGACAGUUUGUUUUCGGAAGCACAGAAUUGUGUUACAAUUAAAAGAUUUAUAGUGUCGAUGCCAUCGCUGAGAGGAGGAUCAGCUGUUGGUUGCUUGUAAGCAGAGAGGAAGUGAUGCAGGAAAAUGCCCACAAUGUAGCUACACUCAAUGACUAAAAGGGGGAAGCACAAAGAAAUUGGCUGCUUUAGUCCGAGAUGGUCUUUUAACUCACUCCAAAGAGUGAGCAUAAUUGAAAACGGAUUCAAAGGCACACGCUGGUUGCCAGCUCUUUACUUAUUUCCAUUCAAAAAGCGGAAUAUAAUUCGAUAUUGAUGUGGAAGUUUUUGUCAGCUGGCGGCUAACCAGUUAGCCAUAGCAAUCUGAGUUAACGCGACGAGUUUGCCUCAGUUCGUUUCUGAUCGUAUACCGAAACCCUGGCCAACUUACCUACUGCUCAAUUUGUGCUGGCAUUCCCGACGUGAUGUACAUCCAAUUUCACACGAUAGAAUUUCCCAAAAAGCAUUGCGGAUGUCAAGGUCAUAAUGAUGGAGCAGAAUAGGAAGACACUUUGGUCUGUGGCCAAUGUCAUCUGAGGGACUGUCUGGUUUUGAAGUCUGGCAGUGCAAGACCUGGACCGUGGCGGCUUUGGCACAGGCCUGAGGGUAUGUUGAGACGUCUCGCCAGGUCACAGCAGAGGCGUCUAGGCGGAUCGGACGGGGACUGAAGGUGUGGAGGAAAGACAGGGGAGGGACCAGGGAGAGCGACAUGGGCCAGUGUGUCACCAAGUGUAAGAAUCCAACGUCCUCACUCGGCAGCAAGAGUGGAGACAAGGAGAGCGGCUCCAAGUCCCACCACAAAAAAGGAGGCAGUGCUGGUGGCUGUGGGGGCCACAAGGACGAGCCCAGCGCCCCGUGUAGCAAAGCCACCAGCGAGCUGUCGAAUGGCACCAAGCCGUUGGAGGUUACAGUGGAGACACCGGUCAUCCCUGCACUGAUGGGGGAACCGCGCAAGGACGAGUGUCUGGAUGGAGAUGGGCUGUCCAUGCUGCGCAUUGAUGAGCUGUUCUGCUGCUACAAAGAUGAACACGAAGACGCCAUCUUGGAGGAAGGCAUGGAGAGGUUUUGUAAUGACCUGUGUGUGGACCCGGCAGAGUUUCGUGUGCUUGUUCUUGCCUGGAAGUUUCAAGCAGCUACCAUGUGCAAGUUUACAAGGAAGGAGUUUGUCGAGGGCUGCAAGGCCAUCCAGGCUGACAGCCUCGAGGGUAUCUGCUCACGUUUCCCCUGCAUGCUGGUGGACGCCAAGGGAGAGGAGAACUUCAAGGACUUGUACCGCUUCACCUUCCAGUUUGGCCUGGAUGCUGACGAGGGCCAGCGCUCGUUGCAGCGCGAAAUCGCCAUCGCCCUAUGGCGCCUGGUUUUCACACAGGACAUGCCUGCGAUCUUGGAGCACUGGCUGGACUUCCUAGCGGAGAACCCCUCAGGUAUUAGGGGCAUCUCAAGGGACACGUGGAACAUGUUCCUCAACUUCACCCAGGCGAUCGGGCCUGACCUGAGCAACUAUAGUGAGGACGAGGCGUGGCCCAGCCUCUUCGACACCUUUGUGGAGUGGGAGCUGGAGCGCAGGAAAAAAGAGGAGGAACAGGCACUGAUGGCGAAGGAGGAAGAGGGGAGGUGUACUGAGACAGAGUGUUCUCCCAACACAGACAGACUUGAAACCGAGGGAAGCCGCGGCUCACAGACGUGGGGGGGCCACUGACCGGGAAACAAGAAAUAUUUGAAAGGAAGGAAAGGAUAUGACCUGCGCGUGAACUGUACAUCUGUGAAUCAUUGGAUGAAUAUUAGUAUUACCAUUACGGCUGUUCAUUUCGCUCUCCUUUUCUGUUGGGGUGGGAUUCCUGCUUCGCGACCUUAUUUUUUUGGUUUCUGAAAGGGCUCUAAGAACCAUUAUGUUUUAAGCACUUCUAUUUAAGUUAUUGUUUUACUUUUUCUCUCCUCCCAUGAGUGUUUUUUUAGUAAUUGGACGUGUGGUCCAUUUUAACCUGCACCUACCUACCAUAACCCAGCAGAUAUAGCUCAGUAAAAGGCUUGGUUUUAAAAACGGGCAACAGAAAGCCAUAACAUUUACCCACAAUUAUCACAUAGACAGUGUUUAUUUUUGGCCUGGUAAUAUUGCUGAUGUGUUUUUUUUGUACAAGGAAAUAAUUAAUAAUGAAGAAGGGAAAAAUUAGGCAACUGGUCUACAAAUAUCUCCUUACUACCAAAACACAAGAUUUACCAUAAGGGUCAUGGUCAGUGAAAUCAUCUUUAUUGGACUAAUCUAGUUAGAUUGUAUGCUUUUAUCUUGCAGUGCUGUGAGGAUAAAUUGGUUGCACUUGUAUUGCCUUCACAAGUGUCUGCCUGCAAUUACAUGGCAGACAGUAAUGGAUUAUAAUUCUGCCACAAGGGCAUUUUAUUUUUUAAAAACAAUGCAAAGUUGUAACAUCUAUUUGAAAAUCCAACUUGGUUUCCACAGUAACGGGCCCCCCUCUCUUCUGCAUUAAGUUUUCUUUUUUUUUUUUUUGAGUGCUACCAGUGCAGUUAGCGGCUUAGCUUGUUUAAGCAGCUGGCUGUGCUCCCCUUUUGAACUCCAGCAUGUACCAUUUUGAUGUCCACCUAUUUUCAAGAAGCAGUUAAGUGUAUACAACACAAUGAUGCUGGCUUUUUUUUUUUUUUUAAUCAGAUUCUUCUAAUUUUGGGGAAGUCUGUAAACACAACAAAUUGGUCUAGGUAGGUCUUGGUCAUUUCUCGACAGAAGAUUCGACAGAACUUUCGCGCACACUUCACAAACAACGUCGACUGCUGCUGGUGAUGGUUGUAACGGAAUGCACAAUGAAAAACAAUGGCAUGCUUAGUGGCUAUACUCGCAGUGCUUUGCAGAGAGAUUGAUGUCAACCACAUUAUUUCCAUUUUAAAACUUUUUCCAAGCUGUAGAUUGAUCUCAAGUAUAGCCUAGGUGUGUUUUGGGAUAAGUGGAUGAGCGUCAACUUGGCAUUCUGGCUAAUCAGGAGUCUGUGAUAUGGGUCCAGUGUGGUAAGAGGGUGGCCAUCACCUGAGCUGUUUGGUUUACAUCUACAAUGGUUUUAUUUCAGACCCCGUUGUCCUUUUUUAUAUAAAAUGUAUGGAUUUAUAAUAAAUAAAAACAGUGUUGAACUUUUGACUGUUGA
This is a messenger RNA of Acanthopagrus latus (yellowfin seabream), 3270 nucleotides long. RefSeq names its product defective in cullin neddylation 1 domain containing 3 (gene dcun1d3). The record is from RefSeq and is a predicted model, not a curated record. The transcript has 5 exons. Gene Ontology annotation, cellular component: ubiquitin ligase complex. Gene Ontology annotation, biological process: protein neddylation; positive regulation of ubiquitin-protein transferase activity. Bases 834 to 1823 code for a protein of 329 amino acids. Gene Ontology annotation, molecular function: ubiquitin conjugating enzyme binding; cullin family protein binding; ubiquitin-like protein binding. Lineage: Eukaryota; Metazoa; Chordata; Actinopteri; Spariformes; Sparidae.